GAUCGUAAUUCCUUUGACCGGCCGUUCAUUUGGCAGUUUAGUCAAGAAGUGAAAUAUGCAGAUGAUCGGCAAGGUUGUAGUAUUAUUCAUCCUGUUCCAAGUUCCUGUAAUAACUUCUGGUCGAUUGUGCCAUUUUGAAACUGAAAUUUCAGCGUCGUUUUGGAUUCGAAAACCUUGUAUGUUCUUCUUUGGCAACGAAACUAAAAUUAUAAAGUACAUUGGAAAUGAACUGCGAUUCGGAGAGGACGCUGGCUCGAAAGGGGCUUUUAGAGGAUUAAAAGUGAAUCUUAACAAGUUCUUUGAAAGCCCUUUGACGCUCUGGAACAAAAGUUGUGAUUGUACUGAAGUACCAUGUUUGAACGAACAACAAUUGAACAAUUUAUUUGCUAACAGUUUGGAGCUGGUUCGCAAAGAAGUACCGACUAGAUUUCGAUAUCUUCCUCGAUUAUGCUGUGCAUUACAACAAGUUUUGGGAGAACUCGUUUUUAGAUUGCAACCAGAAGACAUCGCGAAAUUGACGAGAAUUGCCAUAAAGGGAAUUAACAUUCACAAUUGGACAACAUGUGUCAGUAAUGAACUCCGACAGACGGAGUGGUGCAAAACUUUUAAAGAUAGAUGUGAUAACCUUAUAGAUCGUAUUAAGAGAGGCUGUGAUGGAAAACCAAGGGAAAAGAGAGAUAUUGAUCUAAAUAUGACCACAGUAUGCAGUUCGUCCUCGUGUUUUCAGGGUAAGAAGAAAUCAUUUAAAUAGUUUCUACCUUUAUGAGUACAUAGCGUUGUUUACGACCGGUAGCGUUAUAUUAAAUAAAUUACUGUGGAAUGCACCAGAAAUGUCUUGGGGCGCGAAAACUUGAAUUCCUUUUACUUUCAUGUUAUUUCUUCUUUAUUUUUAGAACCCAAAAUGAUGUUUUAACGAAAACGAAAAUGAUCUUAGCGUAAGCAAAAUCGAUCAUAGCUUUAUAAGUGCUAGCUAGUGAACUAAGGAGAUCAGUGAAGGCUUAUUGUUUGUUCCUCUACGAUAUAAAAUAAUUAGCCAUUUCACCAAAAUUCAGUGAAGAAAAAUUCUGGUUUAUCCCAAAUCAUAUUUUGCUUAAAGUACGCACUAUUUUUAUCGCCAAACUUUAAAAAUCGAUUUAAUAAGCGCAAGUUUUGCUGGGGCCGAAGAUGAUAGAUGCAUAUUGCUUAAUCAUAGCUUAUAUUAGAGCAAGGAUAUUUGCCCAUUUUGUUAGCAAAGAAUGCCAAUCUUUCACCGAAAGUGAUUAAUGAAUUGCAAACCAUAAAAAAAGUGAAACAAGGUUUGACGUCCUAUAUUGAUACGAGGCGACAGUGUAUAUAAAAAGCGUGGGAUGUGUAUGACUUAGAAUAAUUUAUCUGAAUUAAAAACAAAGCAAAAUUGUAACAGGAACAAAGGCUUUCAAGGACAAUUUAAUUACAUCGCUUUCGUGAACUUGAAGAUUUGCAUUUCGCUUGGCACGCGAAACAAACGUUUUACGAGAUGUGCCGAGAGCAAUUACAAAAAAUAUAAUUGGAGUGUGAAGUAAAUUUUUUUUCCAGUUUGUAGAUUAGCGAAUUAUUACUUUCUGUGUGUGUUCACGGAACAUCCAUUGAGGCGAAGAAAUACUGGGAGCAUACUGAUUCUUGCGGUAGCUUCAUGCACACUUAAUAUGGGGUUUCAGUGCAUUAACUUUAAAAUUAACAUUUUCUUUAUUGGCGAGACAGGUACUGCGUUCUGUCAGUUUGGAAAUGUUAACUCUGGAUAUUGAUAUUUUGGCAAUUCAUUAAAUUAGAGGAAAAUAUCGACAGCUAUCACCGGAGCUAAGACGUCAGGUGAGACGUUACAUGGAAGCAAAUCGUCUUCCUCAAAUAUACUGUAUACAUUAUUCCUGACAAUAGGCUCGCUUCAGAAACGUCAAGCGUAAAAACCAGACUGUCUGUCUUACACCAGUUUUUCUUUUUGUCAAAUUUGCUAACAGGCGUUCGAGUUCGCCACCUACUUACUAGGCUCGCCAACCUCGUCCCCAGAGAAAAGCGCCCUGGGGACGAGGUUGUCGGCUCGCUGCUUUUUGCAAAACACCCUUAAACAUUAACUUAGCAAGCGUUUCCUAUCGAGUUAUUGCGCGAAAGUUAAAGCGGAAGCGAUAAAAAAGAAAUUGCUCUCUUCCCAACCUUCUCGACGAACUCGCGCGGAAACGCUUGCUACGCAGGCUACAUUAACUUACAAUAUUCAAUAAAAAUAUCACACAUAAUAUUUUACAUUGAUUAAACUUUUAAGUCCACGCGAAAAGAAAGGAACAGGAAAAGGAGAGGAAAGCGAAAAGAGCAUCAAUUGAGAAGUAGAGCACUGUAUCUACUGACUGUUGCGCUGCAUGCUUAGUACAGUCGAAUCUCCCUAUCAGCGACCACCAAUGCGAAGAUUUAGUGGUCGCUUUAGACGAGAGUUGGUGGCUUACACUUUUUUUAUAAAUAAUAAUGUUGUUUUUCCAACCUAGGCGGAAUAUUCUUAUUUUCCUUUAUCUUGAAUUACUCUUAAUUGUUAAUUGUAGCUUAUGGCAUUUCUGUUUGAGAAUGUAUGGUGUUUCGAUUACCAGGGUUCUUGUCGUUUAGUGAAAGGAAUAAUUUUCUGUAUUUACAGAUUUUCAAUCACAAAAUUGAGGCCUUUACAAAUCUCAGUCUCGGGUUUAUUCUUGAACUAUUCUUAAAAUUUCGCAACUUUCAGCCUCGAUAUUCUUAUGAAAAAUAUUGUUAUAUAAAAAAUAGAGUGUAUGAAAAUUGAACCACAUGCAGUCUCCUCUGUUCAACGAAUUACCGGAAGAGCGUUUCGAAUUUCCAUUCAUCUUGACUGGCUUUUUUAACAGGCCAAUCAUGACGCAGUAGUCAAAUCUUGGUACACAGGGGGGGGGGGGGGGGGGGGGGGAACAAAAAUUUUGGGCCCCCUUUGGGGGGUGAGUGUAACCGCAGGGAAAAAAGUUAUAUGAAUGCAAAGAAAGUUAUCAAUUUGUGCGUAAAUGACUGGCCGCCUUCCGCUUGGAAUAUUGUGAAUAUGAGGUUUGUCUUUUUCUUUCUUCUUGGAUGGUUGUGUGUUCGCACCGGGGGGGAGGAGGGGGGGUGGGGGGGGGGGGGGGGGGGGGGGGGGGGGGGGGGGGAGGGGCGGAAACAAGAAUUUUGGCGCCCUUUUGCAGGAUGUACUUAACCCAGAGUUAAAAAGUUUCGUCUGCGGCGUAGGCUAGGAAAAUCUUUGUGCUUCGGAUCUGUGGUCGCACAUGGAGGUUCGACUGUGUAAUUUUAAAGUAAACUAACACCUAAAUGUCACAAAUAAUCUUGUUAUUGCAUAAAUAUUAUUUUGUAGAUGAGGGAUCUGUUUCAUCUUCAUCUUUGGUGACUCUACAAAGAAUAUCUCUGUCGAGUAUGGUUUCGUUGGCAGCCAUGACUAGUUCACCGAAUUUCUUGAAAAAGAGUGUCCAAGCGCUUGAUACGAAUUCAUCUCCAACUAGUGGUUCACAGCAACCUUCACUUUCUUCGGUUUUAUUCACCUCUUCUUCCCACGGGUCGUGGUCAAGGAAAUCUUCCACUACACCAGCUGAGUCGAACGCUUUUUUACGAGAACUGUCACCAUCUCCUUCCCUGUCUACUUACGUAACGCCUCUGAUGGCUAAAGAUCAAGAAGGAGGUGUAGUAACUACCACCUUUGGUUACAAGGCAAAGACCCCGCCCUUUUGGAAAUCCUCUUUUUCUCUAACCAGCUCAACUGUUAGCGUUUCAGAAGGUUCACCUCUUGUUUCUUUGUCAGCGUCACAGAACACGUUUUUCAAAAUUUCAACCGACGUUACUAGCGUGGUAGACACUGAUUCUUAUUCUUUCAAAGCAACUUCUCGUCUUCCGUUGAUGGACAGCUUUAAGCCUACUUCUUUAAAGUAUAGCAGGAGGCAAGCGGCGGAAUCCUCGUCAUACUCAUUAAUGGCAUCAAAAUCCACUGAAUCGUUUACGUCAUUUUUAUCGUCGUCAUCGUCUUCUUCGUCAGUAUCCUUGUCAUCGUUCGGAUCAUUAUCGCUACCACCGCCAUCAUUGUUCUUAUUAUCACCAUCAUUGUCACCUUUAUUGUUAUUGUCGUCAUCAUUAUCAUCACCAACAUUGAUUACAACACUUCCCUCGCCCCUACCAACAUCGGUACCCGCACAACUACAAAUAUCACGUAUGUCUUUGUCGUCAUCAACAUUGACGUUUUAUAAUUCUAAAGCACCAAAAUUUUUACCUUCUCCAUCAAAUUCACGAAAAGACACGUCAUCCUCAACUUGGUUAUUAAUACCUGUAGUUAAAACUUAUGCAUCGUCAUCGUCAGUUUUAUUAUUAUCAUUGUCAUCAUCAACAAUACUAUCUCCGUCUCCAUCAUCAUCAUCAUCAUCAUCAUCAUCACAUUCAUCAUCAACACCAACAACAACAAUUGCGGAAAUAUACCCGGGAGCGGAAACAACAUUAUCUCCAUCACUGUCAUCAAAGUUAUCAUCUUAUUUCCUUCAUUCGUUGCCUUCGAUAACUUCUUUACGAGUGAAAUUAAGAACAACAGAAACAACCAUAUCGUCUUCUUCUCCACCUUUAACGUUUACUUUGGUUGAUUCACAGUUGCCACCGUCCAGGUUUUCAGCGCCUUUACUAACGGCCAGAACAUUUUCAAGUCAAAAAUUGACGUCCAAUUCUGUUACAAUUAGUUAUUUAUCCACUUAUGUUUCACUCUUUCCUACUACCAAGCCGUGGUCACAGACGUCUCUUACCUCAGCUCCUUCGCUUGUCUUUUCAAGUGCAUCCCUGUUCAAUAAUUCUUCGUUGAUCUCGAAACUAUCUUUGGUAGCAGAAUCAUAUUCCUCUUUGCAAGACAAGGCCAGUUAUGUUUCUUUAAGUAGAACUGGUAGAAUUGAGCUGAAACCUUCCAGUGCCGUUCCGACGUUCCAAUUCUCUUCCUUAAAGCUAAGCACUUUAAAGCCUCUGUUUACUGAAACAUUUGUUGUUAAAUUUAAAGGUAAUUGCAGCGUGAUUGUUGACAAGAAUUCCUUCAAACUCAGCUUUGUAGCGACACUGGCCAGUAUACUGCGGAUACCAAGAGAUGACGUCAUAGUUGAUGACGUCAUCUGUGGUUCAGUGAGUGUUGUUUUCACUGUCAAAGCUGCGCGUGAAAGAAACUUAACAAGUGAACUUUUGGGAAUAAUCAAGAACGAGUCAUUGGUAGUGAAAUAUAAUGAUACGGUGUUUAUAGCUUUCGACGUGAAGAUUAUCUCAAAUCCAACUGUUCCAACGAAGUUUUCAAGGCCUACACAGAUUUCCAGCCACGAUAGAAAAAAGUUGUUGUUUAUCAUAUUUAUAUUUUUUUGCGCUGUAUUUGCGGCGUUAUUUGUAUUCUUCUCUGUGGUAUUUUGUAGUAGGUUUUGCGGAUGCUGUCAGAAAACUGGAAAAUUCCGCAUGCACAAGAGAGUGCGUUUACGGGCGCAAGAUUUUGAACUUAAACGUUUCGCGGAACGCAGAAGCCGGCUCUCCGGAGCAAAUUAUUAUGGCGAAGACGCUCAUAAACGGGUAAACAGUAGGAAAAAAGAAUUAGAAGUUGAAAUUGAAGAAGAGGAUAUCAAUGAUUAUUAUGAAGACGAGUUUGUUGCGGGACCUCAAGCCGAUACCAACGAUACAUUGUUAAACUCUACUAAUCAUAGGGCGAAUUCUAACCAACAGGAGGAGCAGAAGUUCGUCUUUGAUGACGAAGACUCUUGUUCAAGUGUAUUGUUUUAUUAA
Molecule: messenger RNA, 5769 nt
Organism: Porites evermanni
Lineage: Eukaryota; Metazoa; Cnidaria; Anthozoa; Scleractinia; Poritidae
Source: the annotation of a GenBank genome assembly